UAUUUAUUUUUGUAAUGACCAGUGAAUUUGAAGAAAAAGACGAAAGUCUUCAAAAUCCGAAUGAAAUUAGUACAUUUCGACGAGUCAUACCUCAGGUACUUGCAUCAGCUGCAAAAAGUUUGAUCAUUCUCAAUAAGGGUUUGUAUGAUGGUUUGGCAGCGAUUGCGAUUCCAUCGAUGCUCGGCAUAAGCCAAGAACUCAAUUCAGACGAAACAAUCUCAAUCACAUCUCUUCAGUCGUCGUGGUUUUCCACAUUGUCAUUAAUCGGUCAUCCAAUUGGGAGUAUAGUCAGUGGUCCGAUUUGUGAUCUACUGGGUCGCCAAAAAACUAUGCUCAUCAUCACAAUACCCUAGGGGCUUUUAUGUAUAUGAAUAUACGA
This is a messenger RNA of Contarinia nasturtii (swede midge), 379 nucleotides long. Its product is annotated as facilitated trehalose transporter Tret1-like. The record is from RefSeq and is a predicted model, not a curated record. Gene Ontology annotation, cellular component: membrane. Gene Ontology annotation, biological process: transmembrane transport. The transcript has 3 exons. The coding region runs from base 15 to 353 and encodes 112 amino acids. Gene Ontology annotation, molecular function: transmembrane transporter activity. NCBI's taxonomy places the organism in Eukaryota, Metazoa, Arthropoda, Insecta, Diptera, Cecidomyiidae.